GCCCUUCCCCACCCCCAGACCAACAGCCCCCCGCCUGCCGCCGGGUGCGUGAAACGGCGGGUGGCCCGGGUGCUCCACCCCCCCGCGCUUCCCAUGUUGGAGAUGCUGCUUCGGGAGCUGGCGCCCCACGCCGAGGACAGCGUGGUGAGCUACUUAUCCGCCGCACUGGCAGAUGCCACCACUGAGGAGGAGGUCCGAGAAUGUUGCGAAGGUUGGUUGGAUGAGGCCGAAGCCAGCGGCCUCCAGCGCCUCUGCGCCGCGCUGAACCUGACUGCUCCGGAACCCGCGGCGCCGGAACCCGUGCCGCCGGCACCAGCGCGCCACUGUCUUGGGUAUCCCACUGGGCUCACGCAGACGGAGGAGCCGAUGGAGCCGGUGGAGGAGGAGGGUCCGGCACCUGUGAUUUCUGUCGCAGGAAGCGCCAGGCUGCUGGUGUUGUACUCUAGCAAUUUCUUCCGAUCUUCCAAAGGUUGGCACAGUCAACGGCUUUUAUCACAGGGGUCUAGUAUGGCCAUGUAUGGCCCUUGUGCAAUGUUCCCGGUUCCAUUUCAAUACCCUGCACAUCCCUCCACAGUCUCCUCAAAGAACCUUCAUCAGAUCACUGUGUGGAAAGCUCUACGCGACCAAGGGGCCAAGAGCAAGGUGAAGGGCCGUGCGAAGAAGAAGGCGAAGGAGGCGAAGGACCUGAAAAGCACUGCAGAACCGGCACCCUGGGAGUCCUUGGUGGAGGUGAAGGCGCGCGUCUCCCGGUUCCACCGCGAAGCCGUGGAGGACGAGAUCAGCGCGGCGAUCGCCGAGGUGGACGUUCAUGACCUUUGCAUCUCUGUCGCCGGAAGGGACCUGCUCAAGGAAGCAUCGCCGUCACCAACACUUGCCUGGCAUACAAUGAAUGGGCACGUGUGGUGGUGUCCAUAUUUCUGAAGGACGCCCACCUGAAGCUGUGUCCUGGGCAGCGC
Molecule: messenger RNA, 956 nt
Organism: Durusdinium trenchii
Lineage: Eukaryota; Dinophyceae; Suessiales; Symbiodiniaceae
Source: the annotation of a GenBank genome assembly